Camelina sativa (false flax) is the source of this 896-nucleotide messenger RNA. RefSeq lists its product as uncharacterized. The record is from RefSeq and is a predicted model, not a curated record. NCBI's taxonomy places the organism in Eukaryota, Viridiplantae, Streptophyta, Magnoliopsida, Brassicales, Brassicaceae.
UCCGACGUGGAAAAAGGAUGAGCUGGUUCGUACAAAAAUAGGGAGAGAGAGAGAGAGAGAGAGUUCCGACAAGCUCACUUUUAGGACAAUACAUCUCUUUUUUCAAACUAAAUCCCCCGACCAAAAGCAAACUCAUCGCUUAAUCAGAUUCCCUCAUGGAAGAAUCUGAGCCGAAAGAUAACUACAUGACCGGCGUUGAGAACGGCGUGAGAAUGACGUCGCCGACGACUUCUUCAACAUCCUCUGUCGCCACCACAAGUGUCCACGUAAGCGCUCUUGACGGACUCGUGAACGUGAACUCUCUUUUCACCAUCGCCGUCUUCGUAGGUCUUUCCAUAGCGACUCCAGGUCAACACAGCCUCGAACAACGAUCCAGCUGCGAUGCAAGUGCUGAUGUGGCCAAGAAGCUGCUGGUCUUCGAAGUCGUCUCCUUCAGCUUCUUCCUCUUCUCCUCUUUGGUAGCUCAAGGUCUCAAACUUGCCUUAAACCUCCUCAACAGCAAAGACGUCGAUGAGAUUUUCAGAGCUCACAUUAACAUAAAGGUUUUGAGAUGGGGAAUGAUGGCUUCUGCUGUCGGAUCUGUCAUGGGCUGUCUGUUCUUGAUGCUGUCUAUGGUUAAUGUGAUUCAGAUCCGUCUUGGGUUGCUCUCUUGCGGCAGUCAAUCCGCGGUUCAAGCGGUUACAACGCUCGUUACUCUGGUUUCCUCUGCUCUGUUGGUUUACAUCUCUACUGCCAUGUACGCUUUCUGGCAAUGAUUUCUGGCAAUGUAAUUUUUAACAAUGCCCUUUCAAUCUUGUCUUUUCUUUGCUUGUUUCGGAGAAUGAAGAAUUGAACAUUAGAUUAAGCGAAUUUGAUGAUGAACUUAUAUGAACAGAAAUGAAGCUGUGUUGUUUACA